Acaulospora colombiana is the source of this 504-nucleotide messenger RNA. Lineage: Eukaryota; Fungi; Glomeromycota; Glomeromycetes; Diversisporales; Acaulosporaceae. The record is from the annotation of a GenBank genome assembly.
AUGCCUAUGAAGGCGUAUCCUAGUCAUUACGACACUCGUGCUCGACUCCGAAGGCGUUCUGUGGACGGCGAGCCUGUCCAGCCCUGGUCUGGCGAGUGGCACGGGGGCGGGGCGCACGGCCGAGUGGUCUAUGGCGUGGGCUUGUUGGAACCUCCUCACGCGCAAAUGGGCCGAGUGAGGCUGGGUCGAUCCGUCGAUUUUGGAGUGAGGAAUGUCAAUGAAGAUGAACCUCCUCUCGCAGCUCUGGUGAAAACGGGCAAAUUGAGGCUGGGAUUAGCGAUUCGUACUGGGGGUAGUUUUUGGUCUCUGGGAGAGCACACGCUUCGCCAUUCUCAAUGCAUCACAGCCACUCCUCGCAAGCUGGGCUGGGGAUGUGACUGCCUCGACGCCAACUAUGGCGCGUCCUUCCAGUCUGAGUAUCGCGGGGCAAAACCCCGGACGCAGGUUGACAGGUGUCGAACAAAGAGUCGAGCAAUCGACUCUCACGAACUAGGUCUCUUGUAG